Molecule: messenger RNA, 807 nt
Organism: Colletotrichum higginsianum IMI 349063
Lineage: Eukaryota; Fungi; Ascomycota; Sordariomycetes; Glomerellales; Glomerellaceae
Product: ATP-dependent Clp protease proteolytic subunit
Exons: 5
Coding region: 1-807 (268 amino acids)
Biological process (GO): protein quality control for misfolded or incompletely synthesized proteins
Cellular component (GO): endopeptidase Clp complex
Molecular function (GO): serine-type endopeptidase activity; ATPase binding; ATP-dependent peptidase activity
Source: RefSeq, a predicted model, not a curated record
AUGAACUGCCAAAGAACACUACUCAGAGCCGCGAGGGCUAGCCCUCGGCUCAACGUCCGAGCCUUUUCAAACUUCCCCAUCUUCCCCAUUGGAGGAGGAGGCGGCGGCGGUAGCAGCAGCAGCAACAACAGCCCACCCGUCGGAAGCAUCCCCAUGCCUUACAUCACCGAGGUCUCGUCCAAUGGCUGGAGGACAUCCGACAUCUUCUCAAAGCUAUUGCAGACCCAGGAACGGAUUGUGUGCCUCAACGGCGCCAUCGAUGAUACCGUCUCCGCCUCGAUAGUCGCACAACUGCUGUGGCUCGAGUCCGAUAGCCCCGACAAAGCCAUCACAAUGUACAUCAACUCGCCCGGCGGCUCGGUUUCAUCAGGACUCGCAAUCUACGACACGAUGACAUACAUCAAAUCGCCCGUGUCGACAGUAUGCCUCGGUGCCGCGUCCUCGAUGGCGGCGCUGCUGCUGACGGGUGGUGAGGCCGGCAAGCGGUACGCGCUGCCGCACAGCUCCGUCAUGAUCCACCAGCCGCUUGGCGGCACGCAGGGUCAGGCGUCGGACAUUCUCAUCUACGCGAACCAGAUCCAGCGCAUUCGCCGGCAGAUCAACGAGAUCAUGAAGCGUCACGUAAACAAGUCGUUCGGCCACGAGAAGUACAGCCUUGAGGAGAUGCACGACAUGAUGGAGCGCGACAAGUACCUGACGGCCGAGGAGGCCAAGGAGAUUGGCGUCAUUGACGAAAUCUUGACACAGAGAGAGGAGAAGGACCAGAAGGAAAAGGAGUCAACCGACGAGCUGAAGACGAAGCCUUGA